Spinacia oleracea (spinach) is the source of this 1312-nucleotide messenger RNA. Its product is annotated as tetraspanin-2. Lineage: Eukaryota; Viridiplantae; Streptophyta; Magnoliopsida; Caryophyllales; Amaranthaceae. The coding region runs from base 280 to 1089 and encodes 269 amino acids. Gene Ontology annotation, biological process: auxin-activated signaling pathway. Gene Ontology annotation, cellular component: membrane. The transcript has 2 exons. The record is from RefSeq and is a predicted model, not a curated record.
CCACACUAAUCUUACGUCGGCGUGUCUCUUUAUGUAAAAAUCACAAUUUUAUCCCCUCCCCAAAAAAAUAUUCGACAUCUCCAUCACCGCGUUUUCAUUUCAUCCUCUUUUUGCUUUUGAAAUUGAAACUAGCCUUAAUAAAAAAUCCCAAUUCCACCACCUCACAACUACCCAAAAGUUAAACCACCCCUUCACCCACCUUACUCCUCCCUACAAAACACCACUAUAACCACCACCAGUCACCACCUAACCACUCAUAAAGUCAUAACAAAUCAAAACAUGGGAGUAAGCAACAACAUAACAGCCAUACUAAACUUCAUAGCACUCCUAUGUUCAAUCCCAAUCAUAGCCUCGGGCCUAUGGCUAGCCUCAAAGCCCGACAACGAGUGCGUCCACCUCUUCCGAUGGCCCGUUGUCGUGCUCGGGUUCUCAAUCUUAGUCAUCUCCUUGAUGGGUUUUGUAGGGGCUUAUUGGUACAAAGAAGGCCUAUUAGCUCUUUACCUUUGUUGUAUGGCUAUACUCAUAACUCUCGUUCUUGUCCUUCUUAUCUUCGCCUUUGUCGUAACUCGGCCCGAUGGAUCAUCCUGGGUACCGGGCCGGGGGUACAAGGAGUACCGGCUAGAGGGAUUUUCUAACUGGUUUAGGAACCAUGUUACUAAUGAUGACAGUUGGUUUAAGAUUAGGAACUGCUUGAUUGACACCAAUUUCUGUGCUAAGCUCAAUACUCAGUUUGUCGGUGCUCCUGACUUUUUUCUUGCUCAUAUUUCGCCUCUCCAGUCAGGAUGUUGUAAACCUCCGGACAUCUGUGGGUACCAGUAUGUGAAUCCAACAAUGUGGAUUAACCCAACAAACCCAUCAUCUGACCCGGAUUGCGCGUUAUGGAGCUCGGAUCAGAGCCAACUAUGCUACAACUGCAACUCCUGUAAGGCUGGGCUUCUGGGAAACCUGAGAAAUGAAUGGAGGAAAGCCAAUAUAAUCCUCAUCAUUACUGUCGUUGUGCUCAUCUUUGUUUAUGUGAUCGCUUGUAGCGCGUUCAGGAAUGCACAAACUGAGGACCUCUUUCGCAAGUAUAAGCAAGGCUGGACUUAGCGCCAAGUCUUGGAUCAUCUUCGCCUUAUUUUGGAUCAUUAAAAGUUGUUAUUGUAGUACAUUUACUACUAACUUAUUUUUGUACAUAUAAUGCAAGUGUAUGCUCAAGUUUACAAGUAUUUGAUCAUAGAAUAGAGGACAACUUGAAUUGGGUAUCAUAAUGUACUACUCCGUACCAUUUUCAAAGAGAUUCCUACACUAGGCUUUUCUUUGUCUUUUCAAA